AUGGCGACCAAGCGCAAGUCAGAGGAUGCUUCAGCAUCCUUCCUGCCGAGCAGCUAUGCAUCACAACACGCCAGGAGCUUGCAAGACGAUGCGGAUGGUUUCACGAAAGCUACGAGCAAGAAAGAAAAGAAACGACUCAAGAUUUUGAGGAAAGCAGAGUUGGAAGUGCCGGAGUUCCACUUCAAUACCCGAGGCUUCGCGAACAACCGACACGUUGCGCUUGUUCAUGUUCGUGACGCUCUGCUCAGUAUAUUGUCAGAUGAGCCUGCGCCCAAUUGGCUCGUCAUCAAGCAUAAGAGUCACAUCCAACGCGUCGUCGUUCUUUUCAUUCCCGGCAUCACGGGCGAUACACUAGGUGUCGCUGAUCUCGACGCGCACACGACGAUACCCCAGUCUCUGACAGAAUCCUCGAGGAGUCAAGCCGACAGGAAGACAAAGCUACCUGUCUUUGGUCGGAUAUUCGGUGCAUACUGUCCUACGAAAGCGCCGGGCGACAAGUACAAGAUCCACUCGGCACAGAUGACAUUUCUUAGCUCGCUCGCCGUUCCGCCAGCAGAGAAGAAGCGCAGGGAAGCUGCUCGUGUACGCGAAGCUCGUGAGACGUCGAGUACAGCGCGAGAAACGGCAGCGAAUUACCUGCUGACGCGCGAUCAGAUGCUCACGGCCGCUUUCCCCAUGCCAUCAUAUCGCUUUAGCACGCCGAACGAACCUCUGGACAGUAGAUCUCCACCUGAGCCAGGUCAGAUCGAUACCGUCCUCGAGGAGACCUCCAAAGUGGCAGGCAGGCCGGGUUGGUACGAGACCCCACAAGCCAUGCUCUCGCGAGACGAGGCCAAAUCGAUGAAGGUGCUCGGCAUCGACUGUGAGAUGGUCAAGACGGCGGAAGAUUCCGAACUUGCGAGAGUGGCCAUCAUGGAUCAGCAAGGCCAAGUCGUCUACGAUACUUUUGUCAAGCCCGACCGACCCAUAAUAGACUAUGCUACGCAGUAUUCUGGUAUCACGCCCGAGAACCUUGCCAGUGUAACGACGACCCUGGCAGAUGUACAAAGUCACCUCAAGACUCUCAUAGACUAUCGCACUAUCCUCGUCGGACACUCGCUCGAAUGCGAUCUUCGAGCGCUCAAAUUGGCACAUCCCUGGGUCAUCGACACGACUGUACUCUAUCCUCAUCCGCGUGGUCCGCCCUUCAAGUCGAGUCUGAAGUGGCUCGCAAAGCAGUGGCUCAAACGAGAGAUCCAGAUCAUCAGCUCGCACAGACAGCCCAUCUACGAUGACAGAGGCGAACCGAUUGCUCAUGCGCCCGGCCAUGAUCCUAGAGAAGAUGCAGGAGCGGCAAUAGAGCUUCUCAAUAAGAAGAUUGACAAGGGACCGACAUUUGGCGUCUUCACGAACGACACAGAAACCAUCUUUGAACGUCUCUCGCGAGGACCGACGCCCAAGACGUCGGCAAUCAUCGACUACGGUUCGCCAGCAGUCUGGAUCGCUCGCGGGUGCAGUACAGUGACAGCGUGCACAUCAGACGAUGAGAUCUGCUCGGGUAUGAUCUCCGCUGCUCAGACGCAGGAUUUUGUCUACGGCCGCAUGCUCGAACUCUCCCAUGCCCGAGGCUGGACUACGGCACGUGCAGCACAGGCAGGAACCGCAGAAGACGAAGCGACUAUGCCCGCAGAACCAAGCGAGCCCGUCAAGGCGAUAGACGCAGAUCCGGUUUAUGCACAGAUGAACGAGAGGAUCAAGACACUCUGGAAUGGCUUACCCCGAUCCACUGCCUUGAUCAUUCUCACUGGUCAUUCCGACCCAGGACCGGCCAUCGCGCUCAACAAACGCAGGGCGACUUAUGACUCGCUGUGCAGAAUGCUCAAGCCAAGCGAAGUGCCUAGAGAGCAUGUAUGGAUGACACAAGAUGAUCGCGAUCUCGAGCAAGAAGUAGUAAAGGCUAAGUUGGGCAUGUCGUUCUUUAGCAUCCGAGGCGAGCCGUUGUUUCUGCUACUGCUAGCCGAUAACAUCUCCUUGCGCAUCAAGCGACGGCAAUCGCUGAGCGCCGACGACAGUAUUGCACUGACCGAAGCCCAAAUUGACGAUGCAGCGGCUCGAGCAAUCGAGCAGCCGGCAAAGGGUAGCUUUUCCACCGAAGAAGAUGCAGCAGACCGGAUGAAUGCAAGUCGGUGGGAUGCAAAGACACUCGCCGGGCACAGAAUACGACCCGUCUUUCCUCGAACAUGGACACACGAACUGCCCACAUUACAUACUUCACUCACCACCCUCCUACCUAUCUUGCCUCAGAUAGCGAGGGGACAUUCUAAUUCUGCACCCGAUGGAUCAAUGUCGACACUCGUCAUGACACUCGCCACGCCUGGCAUCAAGUCUCAUCUCUUCAAUUGGCUUUGCUUUCUGCAUCAUAGAUUGCCAUCAAACCUAUAUCCACCCGGCAGCUACCUCGUCAUCACGUCGUCCAGAGAUCUCGCCGUGUAUCUCUCGGACAGAGGUGUCAUCACCCUGUUGCUCCGUCCGUCAGAAGCAGAGAUGGAUAGUCGCGCAUUCUUGGAUCUAUGGACCACUUUGCGUAAGCUGGAGCUCUUGAUCUCAGACGACCCGGAGAACGUCGCGCUCAACAGUAGCGUGGCGCUGAAGUGGGGCAAUCUGGACUAUCAGUCGCUGAUGCUGGAGCGCACGAUCAUGACGACAGCAAUUGUCAGCAGUCUGGUCGAUGCCAACGGUCCCUCUGUCGAUCGUUCAUCAAGAAAGCCAAUGAAAGCCAAUGAGCGCCCCGUAGGCGGCGUACUGAUCGCAGACAACGAUGCAGUAUGGCUGUCAUCACCGAUACCGCUCCUAGCACACCCAUAUCGUCCGCAAGGCAGCCUACCGUCCUUCCUGUAUUCAAGCGACAUCCACCCGACUGCCAUGACUGAGUAUGGCAAAUUCGAGCUGCCAUGCGCUGGCUUCUUCUACUCGCGCGUGUCUGAUCCUAUCAAGCCAACUUAUGACAGGAAGUGUCAAUUUAGCCCUUCGGAAGGUGCUGCCCUUGCAUGGCGGUACACCACGCUCUGUCACAUUGCUUCGACCCUCGAAUGGCGUGGCAGAGCUGAGGAAGAGGCCCGCGAUGAGCUCGAGAACGAGGGUCUGCCUGAAUCUGAUAUGCCUCGUUUGCUCAAGAAGCACAACAAGCUACAGCGUGCUCCUGGCUUUCAAGAUUCGAGCCUUGGACCAGCGAUCUGGCUUGCAGAAGAGGGUCUCCUACCACACCUUUCGCAUGAACGUUUCAUGGACGCAUUGACUUCUGGCGACCCGGACGAUCUGCUCGCGCUGAUGUCCGAGAUGGGUCUAGGGCCCGACGACCCACCUUGCGACAUCAAAGCGCGUCGAGCAUACAAGCGCUGUCCCAAUCCUGAUCAUCCAGCUCACUCGCCUUUUGCCGCGUUCGAGAGACGCGCUCGCUGGCGUGAUACACCUUUGCUCAGUGGUCACAAGCGACGUAGUGUGCAGCAUUACACUAGGCCUCCUCCGAAUAUACAGAUCAGAACUGAGCCAUUGCCCUAUGCUCUGUUUCCUCCCGGCCGAGGGUUCUUUGAUGAAAAAGAGCGCGAGAACGGGGCGGAAGCCGUCGUUGUGCAUGCUAAUUACGCCAUUGGCAAGUACAAGGAGAAAAUAAUGAAGAGAGAAGGCAUAUGGGCACUCGUCGAACGGCCCGACCUUGAUCAGCCGCCUAUUGUCGGCAAACGCGCGCUCGCUUCUCACGGGACUCGUCGCCAGUCUCGCUUCCUGCGCAAUGUCCGAACCAUACAGGUUGGACAGCAACUCAUCGCCUCUCCCUACUCGACUCCAUCAAUGGCACCUCCACCCAGUCGCUCUUUGUUUUUAUCUAAGUUGCACGCACUGCUUGAUGCAUCUACGGAAGCAGACGAUGUACAUUGGUACGGUGACGACGGUGUCUUUCGAGUAACGAGCAACUCUGCGAGAGCUUGCGAAGCGCUCGCCACUGCAUGGGCUUUCAGCUCUCUUUCGAGCUUUGUCAGACAGCUCAAUUAUUACGGCACGACCCGGGUAUCGGAUCGCCGUCAUGCAAGUCAGCGGACCAAGAAUGCGCCUCACGAAGGCUAUGUUGUCUUCAGACAUCCCAGCGGAUAUUUCUUGCCAAACCGUCCAGAUCUCGUCACUAACAUCUCCCGACGCACGCGAAAGAAGCGCGCACGCGGCAGUGCACCCGCGACUAGGCGAACGACAGCUGCUGCUGCACGUACUCGCUCGGCAACAGCAAUCGCAGACUUUGCGCAGAAGAUGGCAGUCUCUGUUAACGCUCGCGAUCUCGCCAUCCAUGAUCGUAGCUCGAUCUCUGUCUCGACGAGUAGCAGCAGUCCAUCUCUCGGCAGCGGCCCGUCAACAUUCUAUCUGCCUUCCGUCUCAUCCGGCCCGAACAGCUACUACUCGUCUGUCGGUAGCUCGCCUAUCUCGCCCGCUGUGCCCGACUUCUCGAUGCCGACUUUCUCGCUCUUUGACGCUCAGGAAACGUCCUUUGCCUCGCAAGCCGAUCAUGCCCACGUCCUCUUCUCGCCUGUCGAAAGUGAUGUCAGAUUUUCGCCCUCGCAGCUGCAGCUAUCGAGCUACAACAGUGCCGACUGUAUGACGAACUUCAACGAAGAGGCGAACUAUCCUUCGAGCUUCGAUGUGGCGUACAGCUCACCCGUAUUCCAAGAUCAUACGAGCAUGAUGUGGCCAUCGCCUUCGCAUUAG
Messenger RNA from Mixia osmundae IAM 14324, 4728 nucleotides. RefSeq lists its product as uncharacterized. The record is from RefSeq and is a predicted model, not a curated record. Bases 1 to 4728 code for a protein of 1575 amino acids. Gene Ontology annotation, molecular function: exonuclease activity; sequence-specific DNA binding; DNA-binding transcription factor activity. The transcript has 10 exons. Gene Ontology annotation, biological process: regulation of DNA-templated transcription. Gene Ontology annotation, cellular component: nucleus. Lineage: Eukaryota; Fungi; Basidiomycota; Mixiomycetes; Mixiales; Mixiaceae.